AUGGCCCACUACGCAGUUAACCCCGCCAGUCAGUGGGGUGGCGGAUCAGACGGGACUGGACGGGGCGAACCAUUUUCUCACAGAAGCUGGUCCAAAGGAGCUGUUUUGCUCAUUUAUGAUAGCACCGGUGGUAGGAUCUUCACCUGGAUUGCUUGGGUGGGGCAGAAUGCAGGCAUUCAUUUCUACAAGUGUGUAAACAAGGAUUCUGGAAUUUGCAACUACAUGAGGACCAAGGAGAAGUACCUUGCAGAGUUAAGCUUUCAUUUGGGGAUGAAACAACAGACUAGAUACGGCAGCAGCCAGGCCGGAUCGGUUAUGAACUACAGAGUCCGUGUGGUCGAGCAGCAGCGCAGUGUUCCAGCCGUAGGCCAAGCCAUCAGGGUUAAUCAAGCAGGCUCUUUCGUCGCCGCGCUCCGUGUUCUUGCGUUCUUGGAUGCUGCCAUACUCUUUGUGGGUGUCUUAUUUUCAUGGCGUUGCUGA
This is a messenger RNA of Triticum turgidum subsp. durum (durum wheat), 480 nucleotides long. The record is from the annotation of a GenBank genome assembly. NCBI's taxonomy places the organism in Eukaryota, Viridiplantae, Streptophyta, Magnoliopsida, Poales, Poaceae.